GGGAAACGCCUCUCAUGGGAUGUAAGCCGGGCCCCUUUAAGAGGAGGGCGCCACGCCCGUCGCCCUGUUGAGCGCCCUGACACGCAGGCGCAGUUGACAUAACGCCACUCCUCCCUCCAGUUCGGCGUGUCCUCUAUGGUCGGAAUAGGCAGGAGCUGUGCAGGCAGUGUGAUCAGUGCAGGAAUAAUGCGUGGCGGGUCGAAUUCGUCUGUGAGGGUUGAAUGGAUUGUAGCUGUCUCAUUUGCUGCCGGAGCAGCAGCCGUUGGGUAUCUUGCCUACAAAAAAUUCAUUGCCAAGGACAGAUGCUGUAAUGCAAUGGUCAACCUGCAUAUUCAGAAAGAUAAUCCCAAGGUAGUUCAUGCAUUUGAUAUGGAAGACCUGGGGGAUAAAGCUGUGUACUGCCGCUGCUGGAGGUCUAAGAAGUUCCCAUUAUGUGAUGGGUCUCACACAAAGCACAAUGAUGAAACAGGAGACAACGUGGGACCUCUCAUCAUCAAGAAAAGAGAUGCAUAAAAACCCACUGAUUCGGAGACAACACGAAAACACGAUCUUGUUGCAGCGCUUUAUGCUCACCUGUGAUUGAAGUAAAUGGAAAUCUUAAGUCACUUCACUGAAGUUUUUUUUUAGAUGAGGUACACAGCAAGUUGCAGCAUACAUAAUUUCACAGUGUUUGCCUUGCUUAAACACUACAGAAUGUUGGAAAUGAGUACUUAUGAUUUCCAGAUUUUAUUUGUCUUGUAAAGUGUUCAUUCUCAUUAAGUGUAAAAAAAAAGACCUUUAGAAUGUACUCUGAACUGUGUAUUGAUGCAUUAAAUUAUUUUCAAAUA
Messenger RNA from Heteronotia binoei (common prickly gecko), 827 nucleotides. It is a transcript of the gene CISD1, whose product is annotated as CDGSH iron sulfur domain 1. Lineage: Eukaryota; Metazoa; Chordata; Lepidosauria; Squamata; Gekkonidae. The record is from RefSeq and is a predicted model, not a curated record. Gene Ontology annotation, biological process: regulation of autophagy. Gene Ontology annotation, cellular component: intracellular membrane-bounded organelle; mitochondrial outer membrane. The transcript has 3 exons. Gene Ontology annotation, molecular function: 2 iron, 2 sulfur cluster binding. Bases 136 to 513 code for a protein of 125 amino acids.